Prorocentrum cordatum is the source of this 568-nucleotide messenger RNA. The record is from the annotation of a GenBank genome assembly. Lineage: Eukaryota; Dinophyceae; Prorocentrales; Prorocentraceae.
GGUCUACGUCGAGACGACCGCCGCCGCCCGCGGCGAUGCCGCUCUCUUGGACGGCUCAGGCGUGGUGCGCGCCGACGUGCUGCUCGUCGGUGGCUCGUGGCAGCGCGUGCAGUUCCACGUGGGUCCCGAUCGUCUUCGAGAGGUACCUUUCGCAGACUGGCCGCGCUACGGCCCCCGGACUACACUGCGGUGGUUGCGCGUCCUGGGCCACGAGCGGGGUCGGGCCGUGGAGCGCCUCCAUCGGUUCGUCUGGUAUCAUAGGAUGUCGCGAGUCGACUUCGGAGUCGCGCGCUACGAGUCGAUCAUGCAUGUGGCUGAUUACCUCAUGACGUGGGCCCUCCUCGACCUGCCCUAUGCGAUUUGGGUCGAGGUCGCGCUGCGACAGGCUCUAUUGUAUGAAGGCAUGUACGCCAUAGUGUAUGAGGUGGAUGGGGACCUCCUGAAGAUCGGGCUCGUUGACGUGAUCGGGGUCUUCGCUGGCACCGCCCGCGAGCGCGGCCACCUGGUGGUUGCAUCUGCGCUCCUGGUGCGCGAGACCAACCAUGUUGAGCGCGACGUUGGGAUCCUU